UUGGGUUAUGCUCAACCGGGGCGGAUUCGUGAAGCUGAGCAAUGAACGAAUCUUGUACAAGCUCGAUUCGCGCAUAUCAUGCGAAUUGUCCGUCCCUCCCGAGCUAAGAGACCGCUGCGUCCCGUUCCAGCGCAAGAGUGACAGGGGAGCUCUCUUCCUAACCAACAAGCGGGUCAUCUAUAUCCCCUCAAAGCCAACGCAAGAGCCCAAAUUCGAAUCCUUCAGCGCCCCCAUUCUAAAGUUUCAAGAUUCAACGACCUCGUCGUCUAUGUGGUGGGGAUGGGUCUGGAAAUCAGACUGCAUCCCCGUAUCAGGGGGCGGCAUUCCACCUGAGAUCCCUCGAGUCGAAGUCAAGUUCACCUUCUCCGACGGCGGGAUGAUGGAAUUCAACGAGGCAUAUGUCGGCUUGCGAGAGCGUCUGUUCCAAUACCAGGAAAUGCGCCGGGAGUUAGACGCCAGCACCGAGGUUCCAGACGAACCUCUGCCUGCCUACUCGGCCGACGGUGGUGGCCAGCAGCAGCCGCCUUCAUCGUCGGAUCAGUUGACUGUCCCGCGACCCAACCGCUCAGACAGCUCUUCCAGUCGCCGUGCCCCCAACGAGCCGCCGCCAAACUACGAUGAGGCGCAAGCGCAGCAGAUCAGCAACCGAUUGGAAGACCACAUACGCAACGAGGCCGAUCGUGGUGCUGAAGAGGAGUAGACAGGAUAAUGGGUGCUCCGUAGCGAAGCGUUUUUGGGUGAAGCGAAUAAUGAGACUAUGAACUAUCUCUGUGUGAUUUUGCGCUUGCUUCUUCAUGUAACGGACAAGCUAGACAGUUGAGUUUAAUUCGCCGUAAUUUAUUGCUAUUGGGUGGAAUUUGGAUGGCGUCAGUACGAUCAAGUAUAUUACAGUUGGACAAGGGGGAUAUAUUAGAGCCCUCCAAGCCCAUCUCUUUGUAGGGCCCGGUUUGAUAAAAUGCAAAGGAUUUCUUCUCUCUUCAUAAUUAUAUUCCCUACAAAGCUGC
Trichoderma asperellum CBS 433.97 is the source of this 1004-nucleotide messenger RNA. The record is from RefSeq and is a predicted model, not a curated record. Lineage: Eukaryota; Fungi; Ascomycota; Sordariomycetes; Hypocreales; Hypocreaceae.